CUUGCUCUCCGGGGCUACCGUAACCAUUUUUUCUGAACCUCUAGGACAGAAGACUUGGGAGGCUUACUUAGCCGAGGACCAAAAUGUCUGACGGAGAGGCUGCCCCCGUUGUGGCUGAGGCCGCUGCCCCUGCCGAGCCGAUGGACAUCAACACGGCCGUGCAGAUGGUCCUGAAGAAGGCUCUGGCUCACGAUGGCCUUUGCCGCGGCCUGCACGAGGCCUGCAGGGCCAUUGAGAAGGGCCAGGCCCAGCUGUGCAUCCUUGCUGAGGACUGCAACCAGCCCGACUACAAGAAGCUCAUUGAGGCCCUGUGCGCCGAGCACAACGUCAACCUGAUCUCCGUGCCGGAGAACAAGCAGCUGGGCCAGUGGUGCGGCCUGUGCAAGAUCGACCCCCAGGGCGAGGCCCGCAAGGUGGUCGGCUGCUCGUGCGCCGUCGUCACCGACUACGGUGAGGAGACCGCCGGCCUGUCCAUGCUGCAGGAGUACCUCAAGAGCCGCUAAACGCUGCACAACAGCAGCAGCGGCGGAGCGCGUUUUGCAGAAGCAGCCUCAGUUGGGAGGAUGCGCUGGCUAGCAGCAGCGUGUCCCUCUUACUACGAAUGUAGGAGGGGUGUAGCUGCUGCUGGUUGCGCUGCUAUCGCAGGCCAUCUGUAACGCCGAAAACAACAGUUUGUCAGUCCCAA
Molecule: messenger RNA, 685 nt
Organism: Astrephomene gubernaculifera
Lineage: Eukaryota; Viridiplantae; Chlorophyta; Chlorophyceae; Chlamydomonadales; Astrephomenaceae
Source: the annotation of a GenBank genome assembly